AUGACAGAUAUAAUGAAGGCAACAGAUAUGAUGAAGGCAACAGAUAUGGAAGGCAAUGGAUAUAAUGAAGACGAUAGAUAUAAUGAAGGUGAUAGAUAUAAUAAAGGUGAUGAGGAUAGAUAUAAAGAUAAUUAUAAACAAACUUCUACUAUUAAAAAGCAAUAUUCAAAACAUUCUAAAGUCCAAGGAAUUUAUACUAAUAUCAUAAGCAAUUGUUUAAUAUUAAAUACAAUUGCUAAUGAUUUAAAUAUAGAUAAAAUAGAAAUUUAUUUAGAAAAACAUAAAGCAGUACUUAAAAAUAAAGAAGAAAGUACCACACUAGAGCCGAUUAGUUUUACUUACAUUAAAAAAUUAGCAAAUAAAAUUCAAUGGCCUGAAUUUGUACUCAUAGAUCUAGAAGAUGCAAUAGUUGGUCUAGUAAGUUCGCUAGGCUUUUUAAUAGAGUAUGAAAUAUUUAAAAAUAAAGUUCUUAAAGGAAAUAGGCUAAAAGUUGCAAAGUUAUACUAUGAGUUUCAAUUAUUAGAAGCAGGCCUUUCAGUUGUUGCUCCUUUUUUUGAUCCUAAUUCAGGUGUACCAAAAUCUACAUAUUAUAAAGAAAUUGCUGAACUUUUAAAAGUCAUAAUAAUGCAAAAUUCUACCUCAAUUUAA
This is a messenger RNA of Dentiscutata heterogama, 648 nucleotides long. The record is from the annotation of a GenBank genome assembly. Lineage: Eukaryota; Fungi; Glomeromycota; Glomeromycetes; Diversisporales; Gigasporaceae.